This is a messenger RNA of Gavialis gangeticus (Gharial), 6465 nucleotides long. It is a transcript of the gene CAD, whose product is annotated as carbamoyl-phosphate synthetase 2, aspartate transcarbamylase, and dihydroorotase. Gene Ontology annotation, molecular function: ATP binding; amino acid binding; aspartate carbamoyltransferase activity. NCBI's taxonomy places the organism in Eukaryota, Metazoa, Chordata, Crocodylia, Gavialidae. The transcript is spliced from 42 exons. The record is from RefSeq and is a predicted model, not a curated record. Gene Ontology annotation, cellular component: cytoplasm; carbamoyl-phosphate synthase complex. Gene Ontology annotation, biological process: 'de novo' pyrimidine nucleobase biosynthetic process; L-arginine biosynthetic process. Bases 127 to 6321 code for a protein of 2064 amino acids.
AAGCUGGUGCCAGAUGGGACCCCUGAGAAGAGCCUGCCCUUCGAGGACCCCAACACACGGCACCUGGUGCGCGAGGUCUCCCUGAAGGAGCCCCGAGUGUUCAACCCCAGUGGCUCGGUCCGGAUCAUGGCUGUGGACUGCGGCCUGAAGUACAACCAGGUGCGAUGCCUGUGCCAGCGUGGAGCAGCUGUGACCGUGGUGCCCUGGGACCACCCCCUGGACAGUGCAGAGUUUGAUGGGCUAUUCAUCAGCAAUGGCCCAGGAGACCCACAGUGCUGCCAGGAGACUAUCGCUGGCCUGCGCCACGUGCUGGCUGCACCCCAGCCCAAGCCUGUCUUUGGCAUCUGCCUGGGGCACCAGCUUCUCUCGCUGGCCGUUGGCGCCAAGACCUACAAGAUGAAGUACGGGAACCGUGGGCACAACCAGCCAUGCAUCCAUGAGGACUCGAAGCGCUGCUUCAUUACCUCUCAAAACCACGGCUUCGCAGUAGAGCCAGGCAGCCUGCCUGCUGGUUGGGCCCCACUCUUCACUAACGCCAACGACCGCUCCAAUGAGGGCAUCGUGCACAACACCAAGCCCUUCUUCAGUGUUCAGUUCCACCCCGAGCACCGGGCAGGCCCCAGCGACCUUGAGGGCCUCUUUGACAUCUUCCUGGACACAGUGCGAGACCUGCGUGCCGGGAGCCCAAGCCCCAAGACAGUGCGGGAACGUCUGCAGCAGUGGCUGACGUACAGCGAGCCCCUGGCAGGUGGCGACUCAGCCCGGCCGCGCAAGGUGUUGAUCCUGGGCUCGGGGGGUCUCUCCAUUGGCCAGGCUGGGGAGUUCGACUACUCUGGCUCGCAGGCCAUCAAAGCCCUGAAGGAAGAGAACAUCCAGACAGUGCUGAUCAACCCCAACAUCGCUACGGUGCAGACCUCCAAGGGCCUAGCUGAUAAGGUGUACUUCCUGCCCAUCACCCCAGACUAUGUCACCCAGGUGAUCAAGAAUGAGCGGCCAGAUGGGAUCCUGCUUACCUUCGGGGGCCAGACGGCGCUGAACUGCGGGGUGGAGCUUACCAAGGGCGGCGUGCUGGAGCGAUACUGUGUGCGGGUGCUCGGCACACCCGUGGCCUCCAUUGAGAUGACCGAGGACCGCAAGGUCUUUGUGGAGAAGAUGGAGGAGAUCAAUGAGCACGUGGCACCCAGUGAGGCUGCAUUCUCCCUGGAGCAGGCCCAGGCAGCAGCUGAGCGGCUGGGCUACCCUGUGCUGGUGCGCUCAGCCUAUGCGCUGGGGGGCCUGGGCUCUGGCUUCGCCAGCAGCAGGGAGGAGCUGACAGCACUGGUGAGCCAGGCCUUCGCCCACACGUCCCAGGUGCUGGUGGACAAGUCCCUGCAGGGUUGGAAGGAGAUCGAGUACGAGGUUGUGCGCGAUGCCUACAACAACUGUGUCACCGUCUGCAACAUGGAGAACCUGGACCCGCUGGGCAUCCACACGGGCGAGUCGAUCGUGGUGGCGCCCAGCCAGACGCUGAACGACCGGGAGUACAACAUGCUUCGGCACACAGCCAUCAAGGUGGUGCAGCACCUGGGCAUCGUGGGCGAGUGCAACAUCCAGUAUGCAUUGAACCCCGAGUCUGAGCAGUACUACAUCAUCGAGGUGAACGCCCGGCUCUCCCGCAGCUCGGCCCUGGCCAGCAAGGCGACUGGCUACCCCCUGGCCUACGUGGCAGCCAAGCUGGCGCUGGGCAUCCCCCUGCCUGUCCUCAGGAACUCAGUCACCAACUCCACCACGGCCAACUUUGAGCCUAGCCUGGACUACUGCGUGGUGAAGAUCCCACGCUGGGACCUCAGCAAGUUCCUGCGUGUCAGCACCAAGAUUGGCAGCUCCAUGAAGAGUGUUGGAGAGGUCAUGGCCAUCGGGCGCAACUUCGAGGAGGCCUUCCAGAAGGCACUGCGCAUGGUGGACGAGAACUGUGUGGGCUUCGACCACACUGUAAAGCCGGCCUCAGACGUGGAGCUGGCAACGCCAACAGACAAGCGGAUCUUUGUGCUGGCAGCCGCUCUGCGCGCUGGCUACAGCAUUGAGCGCCUGUACGAGCUGACACGCAUCGACCGCUGGUUCCUGCACAAGAUGAAGAACAUCACAGACCACGCGCUGCUGCUGGAGUCCUACCGCCAGGGCAGCCCCAUGCCACCUUCCGUGCUGCAGAAGGCCAAACAGCUGGGCUUCUCCGACAAGCAGGUGGCCCUUGCUGUGCUCAGCACAGAGCUGGCCGUGCGGAAGAUGCGUCAGGACCUGAAGAUCCUGCCCGUGGUGAAGCAGAUUGACACGGUGGCGGCUGAGUGGCCGGCACAGACCAACUACUUGUACCUGACCUACAAUGGCCGUGAGCAUGACCUGCCCUUCCGCGAGCCCCAUGUCAUGGUCAUCGGCUCCGGUGUCUAUCGCAUCGGCAGCAGUGUUGAGUUUGACUGGUGCGCCGUCGGCUGCAUCCAGGAGCUGCGCAAGAUGGGCUUCAAGACCAUCAUGGUGAACUACAACCCCGAGACAGUGAGCACUGACUACGACAUGUGUGACCGGCUCUACUUCGAUGAGAUGUCCUUUGAGGUAGUGAUGGACAUCUAUGAGCUGGAGAGCCCCGAAGGCGUAAUCCUGUCCAUGGGGGGGCAGCUGCCCAACAACAUCGCCAUGGCGCUGCAUCGGCAGCAGUGCCGCAUCCUAGGCACCUCUCCUGAGGCCAUUGACUCUGCCGAGAACCGCUUCAAGUUCUCCCGCCUGCUAGACACCAUUGGCAUCAGCCAGCCCCUGUGGAAGGAGCUCUCUGACAUGGAGUCGGCCAAGCAGUUCUGCUGCAAGGUGGGGUACCCAUGUGUGGUGCGCCCCUCCUACGUGCUGAGCGGUGCUGCCAUGAACGUGGCCUACUCAGACAGCGAUCUGGAGAAGUUCCUGUGCAACGCUGUGGCCGUGUCCAAAGAGCAGCCCGUGGUCAUCUCCAAGUUCAUCCAGGAGGCCAAGGAGAUUGAUGUGGAUGCUGUGGCCUGUGAUGGGGUGGUGGUGGCCAUUGCCAUCUCAGAGCACGUGGAGAACGCGGGUGUGCACUCGGGCGAUGCCACCCUGGUGACACCCCCCCAGGACAUCACCCCCAAGACGCUGGAGCGCAUCAAAGCCAUCGUGCACGCUGUGGGGCAGGAGCUACAGGUCACAGGGCCCUUCAACCUGCAGCUCAUCGCCAAGGAUGACCAGCUAAAGGUGAUCGAGUGCAACGUGCGCGUGUCCCGCUCCUUCCCCUUCGUCUCCAAGACACUGGGUGUGGACCUGGUGGCCCUGGCCACGCAGGUGAUCAUGGGCCAGGAGGUGGAGUCUGUAGGGCUGAUGACCGGUACUGGUAUCGUUGGUGUCAAGGUGCCACAGUUCUCAUUCUCACGGCUGGCGGGUGCAGACGUGGUGCUGGGUGUGGAGAUGACGAGCACGGGCGAGGUGGCCUGCUUCGGGGAGAACCGCUGUGAAGCCUACAUGAAGGCCAUGCUCAGCACUGGCUUCCGCAUCCCCAAGAAGAACAUCCUGCUCACCAUUGGCAGCUACAAGAACAAGAGUGAGCUGCUGCCCACGGUGCGCACACUGGAGAGCCUGGGCUACAACCUGUAUGCCAGCCUGGGCACCGCUGACUUCUACACCGAGCAUGGCAUCAAGGUGAUGGCCGUGGACUGGCACUUUGAGGAGACCGAUGGCAGUGAGACAGGCACCAAGAGCAUCCUGGACUACUUGGCAGAGAACCACUUUGAGAUGGUCAUCAACCUGUCCAUGCGCAAUUCGGGUGGGCGCCGCCUCUCCUCCUUUGUCACCAAGGGCUACCGUACACGGCGCCUGGCUGUUGACUACUCCGUACCUCUCAUCAUCGACAUCAAGUGCACCAAGCUCUUUGUGGAGGCACUGGGCCAGAUUGGGGCAGCCCCCCCGCUGAAGAUCCAUGUGGACUGCAUGACCUCCCAGAAGCUUAUCCGCCUGCCAGGACUGAUUGAUGUGCAUGUGCACCUGCGCGAGCCGGGGGGCACCCACAAGGAGGACUUUGCAUCGGGCACAGCAGCUGCGCUAGCGGGGGGCGUCACCAUGGUGUGUGCCAUGCCCAACACCAGCCCUGCCAUCACUGAUGCUGCCUCCUUCGCCCUUGUGCAGAAGCUGGCUGAGGCGGGUGCGCGCUGCGACUUCGCCAUGUAUCUGGGGGCCUCAUCGGACAACGCCAGUGCCCUAAGCCCCAUGUCUGGUGUGGCUGCUGGGCUCAAGAUGUACCUGAACGACACCUUCUCUGACCUCAGGAUGGACAACGUCUCGCUCUGGAUGGAGCACUUUGAGCAGUGGCCGCGGCACCUGCCCAUCGUGGCACAUGCAGAGAAGCAGACAGUGGCCGCAAUCCUCAUGGUGGCCCAGCUGUACCAGCGCCCUGUGCACAUCUGCCACGUGGCCCGCAAGGAGGAGAUCCUGAUCAUCAAGGCGGCCAAGCAGAAGGGCAUCCAGGUGACAUGCGAGGUGGCACCGCACCACCUCUUCCUGUGCCAGGACGACCUGGGGCGCCUCGGGGAGGGGCGUGGGCAGGUGCGGCCCAUGCUGGGCACGCGCGAGGAUUUGGAGGCCCUGUGGGAGAACAUGGACGUCAUCGACUGCUUCGCCACUGACCACGCCCCGCACACGGUGGAGGAGAAGCUGGGGAAGCAGCCGCCACCAGGUUACCCCGGGCUGGAGACGAUGCUGCCGCUGCUGCUGACAGCAGUGUCUGAGGGGCGCCUCACCAUCGAGGACAUCGUCAAGCGCCUGUAUGAGAACCCCCGCAAGAUCUUCACCCUGCCUGCCCAGGAUGACACCUAUGUUGAGGUGGACCUAGAGCACGAGUGGGUCGUCCCCAGCUGCAUGGCCUUCACCAAGGCCAAGUGGACACCAUUUGAGGGCAUGAAGGUGAAGGGGACAGUGCGCAGGGUGGUGCUGCGUGGAGAGGUUGCCUACAUUGAUGGGCAGGUGCUGGUGCCCCCGGGCUAUGGCCAGGAUGUGAGGAAAUGGCCCGCGGGAGCCGUGCCUGCCCCUGCUAAGGAGAUCCUGAAGACACCAGAGCGGCCCCGGCACACGGUGCAGAGCGAGGCCCUGCGCAGCCGCGCUUCCAGCCCCCGCCGUGCGGGGCCCAUGGGUGAUGGGCGCUUCCACCUGCCGCCCCGCAUCCACCAUGCCUCAGACCCUGGCCUGCCAGCGUUAUGGAGGCCAGGAGCCCUGUGCCACACAGCCACCCCAGCUGAGGACUCCAGAGAAAAGGCCGUCAAGAAGGCAUCUGAGCCAGAUCCUGCCGGGGUCCUGGACAGCUGCUACCCACCAGGGCCCGUGCCCAGACAGACAUCGCCCCAGACUGUGCCCCACCUACCGACCUCCCCGGUGCUGCACCCCCUCGUUGGCCAGCAUGUGCUCUCUGUCAAGCAGUUCACCAAGGACCAGAUGUCACACCUGUUCAACGUGGCACACACCUUGCGCAUGAUGGUGCAGAAGGAGCGCAGCCUGGAGAUCCUGAAGGGCAAGGUCAUGGCCUCCAUGUUCUACGAGGUGAGCACACGGACCAGCAGCUCCUUUGCAGCCGCCAUGUCGCGCCUGGGGGGUGCAGUGCUGUCCUUCUCCGAAGCCACGUCCUCGGUGCAGAAGGGCGAGUCCCUGGCUGACUCGGUGCAGACCAUGAGCUGCUACGCGGAUGUGCUGGUGCUACGACACCCCCAGCCAGGGGCUGUUGAGCUGGCCGCCCGGCACUGCCGGAAGCCCGUGAUCAAUGCCGGGGAUGGGGUUGGAGAGCACCCAACGCAGGCCUUGCUGGACAUCUUCACCAUCCGCGAGGAGCUGGGUACUGUCAACGGCAUGACGAUCACCAUGGUGGGGGACCUGAAGCACGGGCGCACAGUGCACUCGCUGGCAUGCCUGCUCACCCAGUACCGCGUCAACCUGCGCUACGUCACACCACGCAGCCUCCGCAUGCCUGACGACAUCAUCCACUUCGUGGCGUCCAAGGGCAUCAAGCAGGAGGAGUUUGACAGCAUCGAGGAGGCUCUUCCUGACACAGAUGUGCUGUACAUGACCCGCAUCCAGAAGGAGCGAUUUGCCUCCACACAGGAAUACGAGGCGUGCUUCGGGCAGUUCGUCCUCACCCCGCACAGCAUGACCAGGGCCAAGAAAAAGAUGGUGGUGAUGCACCCUAUGCCCCGUGUCAACGAGAUCAGCGUGGAGGUGGACUCAGACCCCCGGGCCGCCUACUUCCGGCAGGCAGAGAACGGCAUGUACAUCCGUAUGGCCCUGCUGGCCACUGUGCUGGGCCGCUACUAGGCCCGGCCCCGCAGCCAGGGCCAGAGCCAUGGCCCAGCACCGGGAGCAGACCGGAUUGACCGUGGGACCGGGACCACGACCAGGACGGGGAUGGGAAGGACUGGAAAGGGGGGGAGGGGCGCUCGGGCCACAAUAAAGCUCCUC